Messenger RNA from Pseudoliparis swirei, 622 nucleotides. It is a transcript of the gene rps16, whose product is annotated as ribosomal protein S16. The record is from RefSeq and is a predicted model, not a curated record. Gene Ontology annotation, biological process: translation; maturation of SSU-rRNA from tricistronic rRNA transcript (SSU-rRNA, 5.8S rRNA, LSU-rRNA). The transcript is spliced from 5 exons. Gene Ontology annotation, molecular function: RNA binding; structural constituent of ribosome. NCBI's taxonomy places the organism in Eukaryota, Metazoa, Chordata, Actinopteri, Perciformes, Liparidae. Gene Ontology annotation, cellular component: ribosome; cytosolic small ribosomal subunit. Bases 32 to 475 code for a protein of 147 amino acids.
CUCCGUACGGCACCCUAGCUGAAGACGAAACAUGCCAGCCAAAGGUCCUUUGCAGUCGGUCCAGGUCUUCGGACGUAAAAAAACCGCCACAGCAGUUGCUCACUGCAAGAGGGGCAAUGGCCUGAUCAAGGUGAACGGCAGACCCCUGGACAUGAUCGAGCCUGCCACCCUCCAGUACAAGCUCCUGGAGCCAGUGCUGUUGCUGGGCAAGGAGCGUUUUGCUGGAGUUGACAUCAGAGUCAGAGUGAAGGGUGGUGGACGUGUGGCACAGAUCUAUGGUAAAGCAGGGGUUAUUAUUUUUCUCAAUGAUUUGCUUGUCCCUUCAUAUUUAUCCAUCUUCAAAAAGUGUGACGAUUUUCUGACAUUUAAUGUUGUUGUCUUCCAGCUAUCCGUCAGGCCAUCUCCAAAUCCCUGGUUGCCUACUACCAGAAGUAUGUGGACGAGGCGUCCAAGAAGGAGAUCAAAGACAUCCUGAUCCAGUACGACAGGACCCUGCUGGUUGCCGAUCCUCGUCGCUGCGAGUCCAAGAAGUUCGGUGGACCCGGAGCUCGUGCCCGCUACCAGAAGUCCUACCGUUAAUCCCCCUGUACAUUUUCUUAAUAAAUUGGAGGAACAAAACAAA